GUGGAUAGAGUGCCGAAAGUCGGCACUCUAACGAAAUAUGCUUAUAGUGCCGGAAGCCCGUUUAUUGGUUAAAAAAAAUCACGUGCCAAAACAAAUUCCGAUAUCAUAUAUUUUAAAUUCCAAUCAUUGGAAAAAUAUUUGAACUAUAUAUUGGAAAAAUUUCAUUUCAUUUAUACUUUGAAGAUGUCAACUAGUUUUGCAUGCAAAGAUAUUUUUUUAUCAUUUGAAGAUUUAAAAUCUACUAUUAAGAAAUAUGAAGAUUCUCAUUUUGUGCAGUUGUGGAUUCGUGACGCAAAAACAAUUGAAGCAGCUCGAAAAACCAUUCCAAGAAAAGCUGCUUCAAUAGCUCCACAGAUAAAGUAUUAUUAUAUAAAGUACUGUUGUAUACAUGGCGGAAAAAAGUUUACAAAUAAAGGCAAUGGAAAACGUCAAACUUCGACUUAUAAAAAAGAGUGUCCAUUCUUCUUAAGUUUUAAAGCAUCAGAAGAUGGACAAACAUUAAUCUUGCAAGAUUUAAACAAUGAACAUAAUCAUGAAGUAUCUGAGGAAAAUAUGUUCCAUUUUCUCAUGGCAUACCUGUUGUUGAUUUUAUGAUACAAUCUCCUGAAAAAUGUGAAUUGAAUCUUGAAAUGUCCUGG
Molecule: messenger RNA, 638 nt
Organism: Hydra vulgaris (swiftwater hydra)
Lineage: Eukaryota; Metazoa; Cnidaria; Hydrozoa; Anthoathecata; Hydridae
Source: RefSeq, a predicted model, not a curated record